UGUUUAGCUUAAAUUUUGAAUUACUUUGACUAGAAACAAUUGCCCCCCUCACCCGGCUGGCGAUAAAUAUAUUUUGUGUGGCAAGAUGAGCGUUGAGGAGCGACCACCGGCAUUUGUAUGCAACGUGCAACUGAACGUGGAGCCCUGCGAGCGGCCCAAGCAGCCACCGGGAUGUCCGCCGCCCAUUGAUUCGCGCAGCACCGAGUCCGAACAGCAGAACUCGGAGGAGUGCUGCGUUGAGCUGGAGAAUGUGACGGUGAAGUUCCGGCUCUCCGACUCGGAAAUGGUGGCCCAGGUGUAUCCCAACUGCAUGACCCUUGGUGAAGUAAAGCAAGACAUGGCUCGCAAGUUUGAGGUGGACCCCAAAUUGCUGGUACUCCUGCAGAAUGGUAACGUGCUCUGUAACAGCUUACCCAUCAACUCCACUGCCUUGGAUGAGUUCGGGAUCCAUGAGUUCCAGCUGGAGCUGCAAUGCAACGACAGCGUCCAAGGCGACAGUCAGACGUCGCUGCCCAAGCUGGACCUGGAUGUCUACUAUGACAAACACCGCCUAGCGGACUUUAUCACUGUCCACAUUUCCGGCGAGGACACCCAGGAUGGCGAGCCGAAGAAUGUGGUGGUUGAGAUCGAGAAUGCGUCAAUCGUCAAGCCUUUUCUGUGUGGCUACCGGGAUACGGUUAGCGGAAGGGAGUAUCUGGAUGCUUUCACCCAGACAGGGCCCUACUUCGAUAAGAUGAAGUACCGGAAGUACAAGUCCAGGGAUACGCAGACAUGGGAGCCUAAGGAAAAGAUUCUGAACACGGCCCAUGAGCAGUCGGUACAAUGUUUCCUAGAUGGCAUCAACAUUAUGUAUGUGUCCGCUGCGAAUGACUUCACCAUUGUCCCUGGAAAGUACCAGACCUUUGCCCAAAAAGAGCGGGCAGAGCGGAAGCUCGAGAAGAUUCAGCUCAUUCAGCGCAAUUGGAGAAGAUGGAUUCUCUGGAAAUACAUACACAUGAGGGCCGCAGAAUAUCGUCGCCUGGUGCAGAACCGUGAGCAGGAAGACAAGCGGUACGAGAAGUGCGUGGAGAAGCGUGUGGAACGGCACCAGGUGGUUAAGCAGUUCCCCCGCAGCAAGGACGACUUCGAUCUGCUAUUCGCGGAGGUGGGGCGCUGGAAGAAGGCUGAGCUGAAGCGGAUUACUGCCAACUAUGAAGGCCCCGCCCGCAUCGCCGAGGUGAAUAUCCUGCUAGACAAGGAGAUUCAACUGUUGAACGGUGUGGAGCGGCAACGGAAUCUCGUCUACAAGUCCAUGGAGGAGUUUCGCAACGAUCAGCUGCUAAAGGAGAUGGGUAAGCCAAUUGAGUGGAUCGGCUACAAGGACACGAAGAUCCACCUGGACCUCUUGAGCACGCAGCGGGUGCGCUUCCUCACCGAGAUCUACAAGGAUAUGCGUAAGCCGCGCAGCAAGGAGGACCGCCUGGACUUUAUUCGCCAAGUGAUGGUUGUGCUCACCGAGGAGGCGUGUUAUCCAAACUUUCCCGAGCUCUUUGACUUAUUUGAUCGUGAGAAGAAUCUGCUGCUAUACGCCAAGUCCUGUGACGUGGAAAUUCUGCGCAAGCGCCAGAGCAUCCUCUUCUUUGACCUAAUCAAGUUUCAGAAGAACAAGCCGAAGAAGAGGACGCCCUCGCGCAUGUGCAUCGUCUGCAAGAAGGUCAAGACCUUUGCCGAAUUCGCCAUUCGUACACGUCAGAGCCAUGUGGAUACCUGCAAGAACUGCUAUUAUCUUAAGCUCACGGCCACAGAGAACACUGUAUACCAGUCCAUCCUGCGGUGCAUUCAUCGGGAUGAGCGCAAACGCAAAUGCGCCACUUCAUUCGCCUUUGUGAUGCAGCCCGACGAUGUGCGUCAUAUCAUUGACAAGAUUUGGCAUGGACACUCGGCCCUCAGCAAGUCGGAGAAUCUCAGUGAAUUGAGAUUGCCUCGUUGGAUCAAGAGUGAUGACUGGGCUCCAUGGAACUGUAUUUGCUUGACCGAGCGGGAGACUCGGGAUCACUACAAGAUCGACGAUAUCGAAAAGCUGUACGAUCCAAAGUUUAUAUUGCACGUCGGCAACUUGCACAUGCUGGCUCGCAGCCUGUUUCAUACUUUGGCUGCUGUUGCCAUCGAAUUCCAGGAGACGGGCCAGUGGUGGAAGGUGGGCAUGAACAAGCAACGCAGCAGUCAGCUCGACACCGUUUAAAGCAUAUCAAAAUACGUAUAAUCUGUCGCUUGAAUUACGAGUCUGCGAGAAGUCAUUGCAGCAACUAAAAUCUAUCCACACUCCAUUUGGGUUUAGCAUGUAAUUCAGCGCCUAAUUUUACAUUUACAAAAUUUAAACAAUUCAAAUGUUUAUCAAACAUUACAAGGAAAAUAUAUAAACUACAACGGCAAUUAUUUGCCACUUGCAA
Messenger RNA from Drosophila serrata, 2429 nucleotides. RefSeq names its product IQ motif and ubiquitin-like domain-containing protein. Gene Ontology annotation, biological process: flagellated sperm motility; cilium assembly. Lineage: Eukaryota; Metazoa; Arthropoda; Insecta; Diptera; Drosophilidae. Gene Ontology annotation, cellular component: motile cilium; acrosomal vesicle. The record is from RefSeq and is a predicted model, not a curated record.